UCCUCCAAGACAUACUCUUUUGUCUCUUUGCCCGGAAACGCGGUGAAAAAGCGUCCCCGGAGGCGGUACGACGAGAUCGAGCGCCUUUACCAUUGCUCUUGGCCGAAUUGCACAAAGAGUUAUGGGACGCUGAACCAUCUCAACGCGCACAUCGUCAUGCAGCGGCACGGCAAUAAGCGCACUCCAGCCGAGUUCAAGGAUCUGCGAAAACAGUGGCGAAAGGCGAAGAAGGAAGAGGCGGACCGUGCCAUGAACGCUCGCCUAGCCGUG
Stereum hirsutum FP-91666 SS1 is the source of this 270-nucleotide messenger RNA. RefSeq lists its product as uncharacterized. The transcript is spliced from 2 exons. The record is from RefSeq and is a predicted model, not a curated record. Gene Ontology annotation, biological process: regulation of DNA-templated transcription. The annotation marks the transcript as partial. Lineage: Eukaryota; Fungi; Basidiomycota; Agaricomycetes; Russulales; Stereaceae.